Molecule: messenger RNA, 3570 nt
Organism: Bactrocera dorsalis (oriental fruit fly)
Lineage: Eukaryota; Metazoa; Arthropoda; Insecta; Diptera; Tephritidae
Product: zinc finger protein 665
Exons: 6
Coding region: 387-3194 (935 amino acids)
Biological process (GO): regulation of transcription by RNA polymerase II
Cellular component (GO): nucleus; chromosome
Molecular function (GO): DNA-binding transcription activator activity, RNA polymerase II-specific; RNA polymerase II cis-regulatory region sequence-specific DNA binding; chromatin insulator sequence binding
Source: RefSeq, a predicted model, not a curated record
AAUCAGUGGGGUUUUCAAGGUGUUUAAUAUCAAACUAAGAGUUUUCUAUUGGGUAUCAAUAAGUCAUGUAACUAUACUACACUGAUAUUCCUUUCAGUAAACUCACACAGUAUGGUAAGCUCAAGUUAAAAAAAAUGUUCGAUUUGGUCAAAGAGGAAGACGUUUUAACUGGAAGAUGUAUACGGUUUGCGAAUUUAGUCAAUUAUCCAAAUUCAUUGCGAUAAGACAUCACUAUCUUUUCAAUCAUUUUCAGUUAUCGACAAUGAUGCAACACCCUGUUUAACGUUGAUGAUAUUAACUUUUAAACAAGUGGGAUCACUGGCAUGUUGUAAACAAAUUGUUUUGUAGAAAUUGAUUAUUUUAAUAGACAAAAUACAUAUAUUAAAAUGUUUAAUGAGACAUCUUGUUUACUAUGCUUAGAAAGUUCAAAGGAUCAAAUAGAUUUGGAUUGCAAAGAAGAUAUCGGUUUGAAUGGACGAGAAGUUAUUGAGUUGCAUUUCAAGGAGAUGUUGGAUAUUAUAUCUCAAAUUGAAAUAAAAUUCAUUUGUCGGAUAUGUUGGGAUUAUGUACAAACAUUUCAUAUAUUUUAUGAAAAUGUGAAAGAAGUGCACAAGGAAGCGGCGAACUCAUUGAAAAGCGUGACUUUGGAAGAAGAAAUCUUAGAAAUAAAAGAGGAAAUCUUAGAAGUAAAAGAGGAACUCAUACAUAUUGUCGACGCACAAGUUGAACCAAGACGUCAUAGGGGACGUCCAAAACGUCAAAGAGGACCUGAAACUGUCGAAGUUCCUUGUGAGUCUUCCAUACCGCUUAAAGAAUGUCAAGUUAAAAUUGAAGAACUAAUACUACUCGCUUCCGCUUCAAUUAGUCGCACAGAUAUAUGUAAUCCAUCUGAAAUUUUUUCUGAAGUAUUAGAGGUUAAAGAUGAUAUUUUACUCAAAGAAUAUGUGGAGAACUCGAUAUCUGCAUACAGUUCGGAAGCUGAAGAAAUAGAGAGUGACAACGAAGAUAGACAUUCGAAAAGGGUGUCUCGUAAAAUAAAUAAAACAGAAGGCGUUAAUAAAAAAACUGCGGAAUCGGAUGAGUAUAUCGCAAAGAAAAAUUUUAAAUUUACCUGUUGUAUUUGUCAAACUUCAUUAAAAAACUUCAAACAUUUAAAAAGCCAUUUUCGUGAAGUACAUCAAACUCGUGGCUAUGUGCUAUGUUGUGGUAAAAAACUGCCUGAGCGCGGUUUGUUAAUUGAUCAUAUUCAUUUGCAUGAAGAUCCUGACUACUUCAAAUGUAAGCAUUGUGGAAAGAGAAUGACGGAACGACGCAGCCUUGAUCUUCAUCUUCAGUAUAAGCAUGCAUCUUGUUUAAAACAGCAUUAUAAAAUUAAAGAUACAGAAAAUCAAAAAUCGAUACCGUGCUUAGAAUGUGACAAAACUUUCUCAUACGACAUUGAAUUAAGAAAACAUAUGCGUCUAACCCAUUUGAAAGUUUAUGCAAAAAUAUGUGAUAUUUGUGGUGUAUCGGUAAAAGGGUGCGACGCUCUCAAACGUCAUCAAGCUGUGCAUACUGGGAAGAUGCGAAAAUUAAUAAAAUGUGAUCUAUGUGAUGCUACGCUCACAACGAAAUAUGGUCUAGCACGUCAUAUGAAAACUAUGCAUACGGAAGAGUAUCAGACACCACAAGUCUGCCCAAUGUGUUCUAAAGUAUCACCGUCUGUACAGGCUCAUCGUAAGCACGUAAGAUAUAUGCAUUCCUUGCAAAAGAAGCAUGUAUGUAAUUUAUGCGACAAGGCCUUUAAACGGCAUACCGAUUUCAAAGAUCACAUGGCCACCCAUACCGGAGAAGCUUUAUAUACCUGUAGUUUUUGUCCACAAACUUUCAAAUCUAAAGCCAAUAUGUAUUCUCAUCGAAAGAAGAAACACCCUAAGGAGUGGGCAGAACAAUGCGAAUUGAAGAAAAGCGUAGGAGUACUUUUAAAUCAAAGAGGAGCUGAAACUGUCAAAGUCUUUUGUGAGACUUCUAUACCAUUCAAGGAAUGUCAAGUUAAAAUUGAAGAACUAAUAUUACCCGCCUCCAUGAGUCCCAAAGAUAUAUGUAAUCAAUCUGAGAUUGUUUCUGAAGUAUUAGAGGUUAAAGAUGAGUCCUUACUCGUAAAGUGUAUGGAUGAUUCUAUGUCGACAUUUAGUUCAGACUACGAAGAAUCGGAGAGUGAGAAUGAAGAAGAUAAACAAACAAAAAGAAAGUCCCGUAAAAUAAAUAAAAGAAAAGGUGUUAAUAAAAAAACUGCCGAAUUCGAUGAGUAUAUCGCAAAAAAAAAUUUUAAAUUUACCUGUUGCAUUUGUCAAACUUCAUUAGAAAACUUCAAACACUUAAAUAGGCAUUUUCGUGAAGUACAUCAAACUCGUGGCUAUGUGCUAUGUUGUGGUAAAAAAUUGACUGAGCGCGGUUUGUUAAUUGAUCAUAUUCAUUUGCAUGAAAAUCCUGACUACUUCAAAUGUAAGCAUUGUGGAAUGAGAAUGACGAAACGACGCAACCUUGAACUUCAUCUUCGGUAUAAGCAUGCAUCUUGUUUAAAACAGCAUUAUAAAAUUAAAGAUACAGAAAAUCAAAAAUCGAUACCGUGCUUAGAAUGUGACAAAACUUUCUCAUACGACAUUGAAUUAAGAAAACAUAUGCGUCUAACCCAUUCUAAAGUUUAUGCAAAAAUAUGUGAUAUUUGUGGUGUAUCGGUAAAAGGGUGCGACGCUCUCAAACGUCAUCAAGCUGUGCAUACUGGGAAGAUGCGAAAAUUAAUAAAAUGUGAUCUAUGUGAUUCUACGCUCACAACGAAAUAUGGUCUAGCACGUCAUAUCAAAACUAUGCAUACGGAAGAGUAUCAGACACCACAAGUCUGCCCAAUGUGUUCUAAAGUAUCACCGUCUGUGAUGGCUCAUCGUAAGCACAUAAGAGAUGUGCAUUCCUUGGAAAAGAAGCAUUUAUGUAAUUUAUGCGACAAGGCCUUUAAACGGCAUGGUGAUUUCAAAGAUCACAUGGCCACCCAUACCGGAGAAGCUUUAUAUACCUGUAGUUUUUGUCCACAAACUUUCAAAUCUAAAGCCAAUAUGUAUUCUCAUCGAAAGAAGAAACACUCUAAGGAGUGGGCAGAACAAUGCGAAUUGAAGAAAAGCGUAGGAGUACUUUUAAGUCAGACUGUCACAACUGAUUAAUAAAAAAACUUUAGCGAAUUCGGUGCGAAAAUGUUGUAGCUAAUAUGAAAGCGACAAUGUAUGUCAUAAUUAUUUUUUUCUAUUGAUGGUUUGAUUAUAGACUCGCACACAUCUACUCCGAUUUAAUAGAUCCUAACUAAAAAUUAACAUUAGCAAUAGCAAAGUAUAGCCAAUUAUUAGAGUUUUGUGAGAUCAACAACGGAAAUUAUACAAAAAUUCUCUUCUCGUCAAUAUAAUAAUAAUCUAAUAUAUGGACAACAAAUAGACGCUCUGAAAAUUUUUAAUGAUGUGAAUAAAUUCUACCAAAGAUAAAUUGAUCUUAACCCUUCGUUGCAUGAUUUAAUUUCCGUUAGAAUAAAAAUUUUUUUGAAUCAUA